UAUAAGCAACCUAAGAUGUCGACGUCGACAAGUGACACAAAGAACAUACGCCGCAGGGAUAUAAGAAAAAGUCCCAAGCGAUGGCUCAUCUUGUCAGCCGUAUUCUUUGUAUCAUUCUUUGAAACUGGUCUUGUGCGGUCAGUUGCACUCAUACUUGAUGAUCUCAAGACAGAAUUCGAUGCCAGUGCCGCCUACCUCGGCUCCAUUCUGGGAUUUGCAUUUAAUAUCACAUACUCUUUAGGAUUCCUAAACAUACCUUUGCUCCGGCGUUUCUCGGUUCGUCAACUGGUUAUUUGUGGUGGAAUCAUUUCAAGUUUGGGACUUGCACUUUCCUCCUUUGCUCAAACAAGUUCCCAAUUUUCAGCUGCGUUCACGGCGUACGGUUUUGGGAUCAUCUUCGUCAUUCUUCCAGCAACAACGUGCAUCACGGAUUACUUCCCAGAUCAUGUAUCGAUUGCAACGGGAACCGUUCUUGCGGGGGGAAGUGCUGGAGUCACGGCGAUGCCUUGGUUAUUCCAAAACCUUCUCGGUCAUUAUGGUUGGAGGGGUUCUAUUUUAAUUCUUGCUGGAAUAAAUUUUCAUCUAGGAGUCAUUGGUGCCCUUUUGGAACCAGUGCAGAAAAAUGACAGGGAUUCUCUCAAUAUCAAGGAUGAAAUGGAUAACACCGACGACGUUUCGCUUGAUGAUCAUGCAAGUAGUGUACAGGAAGAAUGUGCAACUAUUUCUGGUGGACUGGUUCCUUCCGCGGAAAACAUGCACGAGCAAUUUGCGCCAAUUAUGGACAACUCUCUAAGUGACUUAGAAGUUAAAGCUAUCUACGGAACCGACGAUGAUCGGCUGGAGUUAGGAAAAUGGUCAAUGGCAAGUGAACAAAGUAAACACGUUUCCCACAUUGAAGACAUAACAGACAAACCUGAGGAAGGAAAUCGGAAAGGAAGAUAUGCCAACUGCAAAUCCAAAGCACUGCAUUUAUUUGGGUUGGGCAUCUUUAGAGAUCACCCCUUAAUGAUCCUUGUGUUUAUAGAAUGUUUCUUAUUCUGCCAUUCUUACCAUGCGUGGAUAUUAUACGUAAUUCCAAACGCACUCUCAAAGGGAAUAUCCCCCCAAAGAGCAGUCCUUGUUUCCGUCACUGGAGGUGCCAUCAACUUCAUCGGUCGUCUAGGAAUAGGAUUCUUCUGGUCAUUGAAAUGUAUCAGGUUCGAUAUUUGGUACUCGCUGAUGUUUCUCCUCUCUGCAGUUGCAUUCGCGUCGAAUUUCGUUGCAGAAUCGUUUGGAUUUCUGAUGGGGCUUUCUGCAUGCUAUGAUCUCUUCAUGGGGGCCAUGAUCAUGUCACAAUUCCAGUUGGUCUACAAUACUGUGGGACAAGUCGAUUACAAAACAGGAAUAUCUGUGUUCUUCUUCGGCUUUGGUCUCAGUGGCCCGAUAACAGGAGCAAUAUUUGGCACUAUGUACGAUACCACAGGUUCAUACGAUGUUGCAUUUGGGAUAAUAGCAGUGUUGGACGUAACAGUCGCCAUCCUAAAUAUUACACCACUUUGUUGGAAACGAUAUCAACGCCGGUCACAUACAGAAUGUGAGACGAUAAACAAGAAGGUUUAGGAGCCAUAAUGAACAGUUGAACAAUAUCAUGAAUAUUGUACCAGUUACCAUCCCUCGAAAUGUGUUCUUCACUUUACGCUUGUUCCUAUAACAACCGUUUCCCCCUCGACAUCACUUUAUUUCCCACAAGAAAUAUCUACUUGUGAAUGUGUGUAUAUAUAUACAUAUAUUGCCUACCUAGAGUUUGAAUAUAACAUUUCCUCUCCCCUACAGAUUUAUAUUUUCUCCAAGGGAUUAUAUUUUGCCCGAAGCGCGCAGCUCUGAGGGAAAAUAUUAUCCCAAUAUACGGCUAUACUAUGAUACUAAGCGAUGAUUUGUAAAGAGAAUAAUGACAAAUCUCCCCACGCCUCGGUGGACACUAUGGCUUAUGUAUCAUUUUCAGACAAUGUCCGAGAAAUUAUGUUGAACAAUUAAAUGUAAAUGUUUUCAAAAGUGAAAAAAGGAGGUUUUAUUCAGAAAAAUUACACUCAUAUAAAAACGACCUUAAAUAUACAUGGAAAUAAUAAAUGGGGCUCUAAACAAAAUUAACAAAUCUAGUGCUGUUGAUAAAUUAUGUGUAGAUGGAAAUAUGGUUGAAGAUAAUAAUAAUAAUAAUAAUAAUAAUAGCGGUAUAUUUACUUCAGUUCCGAAAACUGUUCUCCCAGCGGGCCCUGCUAUUAUUACCCCGGCUUUAGCUGGGCUGCCUAGGCGCUCAAGCAUUCAAGGAAUUAAUCCUGCCGGGUACCCAUUUACCUCACCUGGGUCGAGUGCAGCACAAUGUGGAUAAAUUUCUUGCCGAAGGAAAUUACGCCAUGGCUGGGAUUCGAACCCACGACCCUCUGUUUCAAAGUCCGAAGACUAAUCCACUGGGCCACAACGCUCCACUCAUUCUAUACUCAUUCUAUAGCAAAUAAAUUUAAUACAUAUUUCUCUCAAAUUGGACCAAAGUUAGCUGGAAAUAUUAUGCCUGUAGAAAAUUCGUUUAAGGACUUUUUGGAUAAAAUGAUAGUUCAAUAUUUCUUACUCCAGUUCAUAUAGAAGAAUAACUUGAGAUUGUAUUUAAUUUGAAAGCAGAAAAGACUCCUGGUUAUGAUGGCAUUACAAAUAGAAUUUUUAAAAACAUUAUACAUUCUUUUGCUAAUCCUCUGCUUCAUAUAUUCAAUUCAUCAUUGCACCUUGGCCAGGUCCCAAAGAAGAUGAAAAUAGCAAAAAUUAUACCCAUUUUCAAGAAGGGAGAUCAAUUAAUUACUAGUAAUUACCGCCCAAUAUAUUUGUUAACUUCGUUCUCAAAAAUUCUUGAAAGGAUAAUUUUUAACAGGACAGUUGCUUUCCUUAAGAAAUAUAGUAUUAUACAGUAUGUGAUAAUCAAUUCGGUUUUAGAGAAAAACAUAAUACAACUCAUGCUAUAUUGGCAUUAAUAAAUAAAAUAUCUACUUCUUUUGACAAUUUUGAUCAUACCGUAGGGUUGUUCCUCGACUUCUCAAAAGCGUUUGAUACAAUAGAUCAUGAAAUACCAUUAUGUAAGCUAUCAAAUUACGGUAUCAGAGGGACAUCUUUCCAAUGGUUUAGGAGUUAUCUUACUGAUAGAAUUCAGUUUGUUACAGUAAAUGAAUCAGAAUCUCCAACAAGGCCAGUUGCCUGUGGAAUUCCACAAGGUAGUAUUAUUGGCCCAUUGCUAUUUGUAUUUCAUGUUAAUGAUAUGAAAAAUUCAUCUCGUGUUCUCUCAUUUAUUCUCUUUGCUGAUGAUUCCAAUAUUUUCUACACACAUCAUGAUCCACAUGUCCUUGUGAGCACUAUGAAUGCAGAAUUUUAAAAAGUAACAAACUGGAUUAAAGCCAAUAAACUGUCAUUGAAUCUGCAAAAAAUAAUUAUAUGCUUUUUAGUCAUUCAUUGAAACAUCUACCGCAUCAAAUACUUUUAGAUGAUACUGAGAUCAAAGAAGUGCAAACAAAAUGUUUUUUUAGGUCUUACUAUUGAUUCAAGCUUACGUGGAAAGCUCGUUUCAACAAUAUUUGCAAAACUGUGGCAAGAAAUAUUGGAGUCAUCAAGAAGCUUAAAAACGUUAUUCCAGCACAGUCGCUAUCCAUGUUGUAUUGUGCAAUAAUUCUACCAUAUCUUAAUUAUGGGAUUCUGGCAUGGGGUAAGGCCUCUCAAACGAGACUCAAUAAAGUCUUGCUACUUCAGAAAAAAGUAAUGAGAAUAAUAUGCAAUAUGUCCUUUAGAGCUCAUACGGAUGAAUUGUUUCGUCAGAAACGUAUCCUUAUAAGUCAGUGACCUGCACCGCUUACAACUAUUCCAAUUCAUGUAUCAGCUAGAUAGAAAUAGUGUACCUAGUGUCCUACAAAAGAAAUUUAUGAGAAACAAUACUUUGCAUUCAUAUAAUACGAGACAGUCAAAUGACUAUCACUUACCUAAAAGUAGAACAGUAUUUUCUAGCAAAACUGUAUUUUUCACAGGAACAAAACUCUGGAAUUCUCUGGACAGAGUAAUAAAAGAGGCAGCUAAUCUGAACCGAUUUAAUUACUCAUCAAAAAUUUAUUCUGAAUUCUUAUUGAUUCAACCAAGUAAUUUAUGAACUUCAUACUUAUCCACGGUAGUGUUGAUUAUUUUAAAGUCAAUAUUUAAUUUUGUAUAUAGUGUAUAUACAUUUGUGUUACAGUGUUUAUAUCUAUAUAAAAUUAUAUAGAAUUUCGCAGUUUAUUUUUACUCUACUUAUAUCAUAUUACCCUUGUAUAAAAUUUUGAUAGGGGGUCUACAUCUUACAAGCUUUGCUUUUUCAGUAGACCCCUCCACUUUUUUUUUCAUUUCAUUGGUACGUUUCAACCCUGCAUAUGUUAUGCAGUUGAUGCAUCUUUUCAUUGUAAAAAUGACUUUUUAUGAAAUGUACUUUGAGGAUUUGUGGAAUAUGAAUAUAUCAAUAAAGAAAUAAAAAUGUGC
This is a messenger RNA of Lytechinus pictus (painted urchin), 4515 nucleotides long. RefSeq names its product monocarboxylate transporter 7-like. NCBI's taxonomy places the organism in Eukaryota, Metazoa, Echinodermata, Echinoidea, Temnopleuroida, Toxopneustidae. Gene Ontology annotation, biological process: transmembrane transport. Bases 16 to 1599 code for a protein of 527 amino acids. Gene Ontology annotation, cellular component: membrane. The transcript has 4 exons. Gene Ontology annotation, molecular function: monocarboxylic acid transmembrane transporter activity. The record is from RefSeq and is a predicted model, not a curated record.